AGAAGGCAAUACGAGCCAUUCCUUUAUCUUUUCCUUUUUCCUUUUCCUUCGUUCAUGCAUCAUCAGAUCGUCCUCAACCUUUGGUCGUCGUCUCCAGAUCCGUAGCUCCGAGCAACGCAGCAGCAAGCGCCGCACCGCCCCCUUCACUCCUUGUCUCUUCGUCCCCUUUGAACCACUUUCAAUCCAGAGAGAGCGCGAGGAAGGAUCGAGAUUAAGAAAAGAUAGUGACCACCUAUGUUUCCUUUUCGUCGCCCCUCGUAAUAAUACGCCUUUUGCCUCUUCUGAUAUCGCAAUCAUUUCCUCGGGUUGAGGGCGGUGCCACCGUAACACCUCCACACGCACCCUUACUCACCAGUUCACUAAUCGGAUCUGUUUCUGCCGGUGUCGGAGAAAGUGAGAGAGCAAAAGUAGGGAAAGAAACACGUUGCCCUACUCAUGUUUAGUUUGGAUCUCCUUUUCCUCCCUUUUUCCUCUUCCAAAAUCGUAUGACUGUUUUGCUGGACGAAGCUUGUGAAGGAAGAAGACGAUCGCGAUCUCAUCCGUAUGGAGUCAACGCAUCGGUGGGUUCCGUUGUAAUUUCGUCGGAGAUCCACGGGUGGAUCGGAAGGGAAGGGAAGGGAAGAGGAAGGGAGGGGAGGGGAGGGUCGGUCACACGAGCGAGGCGACGAUUAGGUCAUAAUUGCCAUCGAUUGAUCGUACAUGGGAUCGUUCAAGGGUCACGUGCUGCCGGGCAGCCUGUUCCUGGUGGUAGGCGUGUGGCACGUGUGGAGCUCUGUGUUCCGGUACGUGUCGGAGCCGCCGGGCGCCUUCCGGGUUCGGGCGUGGAGCCCGGUGGGCCGGGGCAAGGCCCGGCACCUGGAGCUCUACGUGGUGGCCGGCGGGGCCUUCCUCGACAUGUGCGUGGAGCUGCUCUACUCCACCCACCUCCGUUGGUUCGUCGGUCCCGAGCGGAUCCUCAACCCCGCUCACAUGAACGACUUCGAGCACGGUGGCAUGCUACUCAUGUUCUUCGUCUACGGCGCCCUCGCCCUCGUCUCCGAGAAGACCAGGUAUUUACGUUUGCCGGAGGGGGCAUUGUGCCUGAUAGGUGCUGCUGCAUUCAGCUCGGAGUAUCUGCUGUUCUACUUCCACUCAACCACUCACAAGGGAUUGGAGGGUUAUUACCACCUCCUGCUCGUCCUCCUCAUCGCUCUCUGCAUCGCCUCUGCGAUUGCGGGUGCCCUCUUCCCCACCAGCUUCGCGGCGGACCUCACCAACGCAAUCUCAAUCACUCUCCAGGGCUUGUGGUUCUACCAAACAGCCUUCACUCUUUAUGGUCCCAUGAUGCCCGAGGGCUGUCGCCUCGAUGGCAAUGACAUCGCCUGCCACUCACAUGACAACCAGGUCCGAGGGGAGCUGCUUGCCAACGUCCAGCUCUUUUCGCUCAUCCUGCUCGUCUUGUUCUUCGUGCUCGGAUCCUACGCUGUAGCUGCAUCCCGGUACGGACAUCCGGAUCUCAGUAGGUCGCAUGCAGGCGAAGAGCAUACAGCGGGAAGCGGUGGUUGGAAUUUUGGUACUCACCUACGCACGGGAACGACCCUCGAGGAGGUUGCUGCCUAUUGAGGGACGGAGCACACAAAACUCGUGCUGGUUGUAAACUGGUGAAGGCGGUACAAACUGUUUUCAGUCUCUCCUUCUCUUUCUUCCAUUUACUUUCUUCUUGGAGGAUGGCACGAUCCCAGACUUGGUCGAGCAUUAUUGGUGGAUUUCAUGCGCUAGAGUGGAGCAAGUUCUUUGAUUUGUUGCAGGGGUUCUUUGUUUCCUGCGCGCUCCGUUUGGGCAGAGAUGUUGCUGUUGUUGGUCUGAUUGUCUUGUGCAUCACAGACGUCCCACAAAUGUUUCUUGGACUUGAUCGAAGAUAAGGCGAAGGAACAUAGGCAAAAAGACCAUUCUAUAUACUAUUUACUACUCUGUUAUCAUUAGUAGCACAAUGAUUGAAGAACAAGGCCAAGGAAAAUAGACAAAAAGAAGUAGUUCUAUUAUUC
Messenger RNA from Musa acuminata subsp. malaccensis (wild Malaysian banana), 2024 nucleotides. RefSeq lists its product as uncharacterized. The record is from RefSeq and is a predicted model, not a curated record. Lineage: Eukaryota; Viridiplantae; Streptophyta; Magnoliopsida; Zingiberales; Musaceae.